Molecule: messenger RNA, 1394 nt
Organism: Hymenoscyphus albidus
Lineage: Eukaryota; Fungi; Ascomycota; Leotiomycetes; Helotiales; Helotiaceae
Source: the annotation of a GenBank genome assembly
GCGACAUAUACGACCGAGAUGACAACCACAACCACAUCCAGAACUUCUCAAUCCAAUCACCAGUCCACAACCUUUAUCAAAUGAUUCUCUUUCCCCAAAACUCUGGCGAUGGAGCAUCAAUUGUCAGUUGAUGCACAAAAGCAUCUCGAUCGCUUCUGUUGUCAGUACCUCCAAUUUUACCUCUACCUCGACUACCCGGAUGAUCAAUACCUCAGAAAUGAAGCAUUUCAGGAAACCAUAUACAACACACUCUUCAAAGAAGGCUCACUUCCACACCCACCACCCUUGAUAUACCAGGUUCGCGUGCUCAAAGAACUCUUAAGGAGAAUCGAAGCGAGCAUCCAAAACUGGGACGAAGAAGUAUGAUUUCAAUGCCUCCCCAUCUAUAUAUAUUCACGUUCUCAGAAUCUCCUGUCUAAUGCCCAUGGCAAGUAUAAUUCAGUUCUGACUUCAUGUCAAUCUCAGGGGUUAUCUGAUAAUCUGUACAAUGCAUUUUCUGUCCUCAUCACCUCGUCUAUUCCUUCUGAAGUUACUGCGGUACAGCAAAAAUCCUAUGUGACAUACUCUCUGUCAUCUUUGUCCUCUCAGAGUCCAGCCACAAUCACGCUCCAUGAAGCGAGAAACCUGCUGUCGGGAUCUGGUACAACGGGGAGUCGUACGUGGGAAGCAGCCCUACACUUUGGUAAUUACCUCAUCAACAAUCCGUCUCUCGUUAAUGGAAAGUCUAUUCUGGAGCUUGGUGCUGGCACUGGGUAUCUUUCUAUCCUCUGCGCAAAGCAUCUAAAUGCGGCAAAAGUCCUUGCUACGGAUGGUUCAGAAGAAGUAGUCGAGACUUUACAAACCAACAUCUACCUCAAUGACCUCCAAGAAAAGUCCCUCAUUCAGGGCAAAGAGCUCAAAUGGGGUCAUGCUCCUUUGGGUGGAGAAGAACAAGCUUGGAAUGGUGGUCAGAAGAUAGACGUCGUUCUUGGUGCCGAUUUGACUUACGAGGCAAGCGGGAUUCCAGCCCUUCUUGCCACCUUAGGGGAUCUCAUGGACAUGUAUUCGGGCAUCAAAAUCAUCAUCGCUCCCACGGUACGAAACCAGGAGACUUUUGAAGUGUUUUUAAAGACUUGUAAAGCGUACAAGUACUUAGCCGAAGAAAUUGAGUUUCCUCUGGUUGCGGCCCAAUUGCAAGAGGGACCAUUUUACGAUGACAAUAUUCCAAUCAAGCUAUUUUCUAUUUCAAAGAACUGAGAGAAUUUCGAUUGUAUCAUAUUAGGCAGCGGGUGAUUGCUUUAUCUGCAUCGUGGCUCUUUUCUCGGCGGCUUGUUGGUGAAGGAGGAACACCUCCAAAUAGGCGUCAACAGGAGUCAUGCAACUCCCAUAAUACAUUAACUUUCUACCAACCCAGG